AUGAGAGUUCAUACUGGAGAGAAACCCUACCAAUGUGAUGUUUGUAAAAAGGGUUUUUCUCGGUCAGAUAAUCUUACUGAGCACAUGAGAAUUCAUACUAGAGAGAAACCCUACCAAUGUGAUGUUUGUAAAAAAUGUUUUAAAACAAGAAGUUCAUUUUCUUUUCACAUGAGAAUACAUACUGGAGAAAAACCUUAUAAAUGUGAUGUUUGUAAAAAGUUUUUUGCACGGUCAGAAAAUCUUACUGAGCACAUGAGAAUACAUACUGGAGAGAGACCUUACAAAUGUGAUGUUUGUAAACAGGGUUUUACGACACCAGGUUCGCUUACUGUUCACAUGAGAACUCAUACCGGAGAGAGACCUUAUAAAUGUGAUGUUUGUAAAAAGGGUUUUACGUCAACAAGUUCACUUACUGUUCACAUGAGAAUUCAUACUGGAGAGAAACCAUAUGAAUGUGAUAAAAUUCACAAAUGUGAUGUCUGUGAAAAAUGUUUCACUCAGUCAAAUAGUCUUAAUGUUCACAUGAGAGUUCAUACUGGAGAGAAACCUUAUCAAUGUGAUGUUUGUAAAAAGAGUUUUACACAAGUUGGUCAACUCAAUGUUCACAUGAGAAUACAUACUGGAGAGAAACCUUAUCAAUGUGAUGUUUGUAAAAAGAGUUUUACACAAGUUGGUCAACUCAAUGUUCACAUGAGAAUACAUACUGGAGAGAAACCUUACCAAUGUGAUGUUUGUGAAAAAUAUUUUAAUGAGGCAAGUUCGCUCAAUGUUCACAUGAGAAUACACACUGGAAAGAAACCUUAUAAAUGUGGUGUUUGUGAAAAAUAUUUUUCAAAGGCAAAUUCGCUCAAUGUUCACAGGAGAAUUCAUACUGGAGAGAAACCUUAUCAAUGUGAUGUUUGUAAAAAGAGUUUUACACAAGCUGGUCAACUCAAUGUUCACAUGAGAAUACAUAUUGGUGAGAAACCUUACAAAUGUGAUGUUUGUGAAAAAUAUUUUACAGUGGGAAGUUCGCUCAAUGUUCACAUGAGAAUACACACUGGAGAGAAGCCUUAUAAAUGUGGUGUUUGUGAAAAAUAUUUUUCAAAGGCAAAUUCGCUCAAUGUUCACAUGAGAAUUCAUACUGGAGAGAAACCUUAUAAAUGUGAUGUUUGUAAAAAGUGUUUUACCGAGGCAAGUAAGCGAGAUAUUCAUAUGAGAAUACAUACUGGAGAGAAACCUUAUGAAUGUAAUGUUUGUAAAAAGUGUUUUGUUGAGGCAAGAAGGCGAAAUAUUCAUAUGAGAAUACAUACUGGAGAGAAACCUUAUGAAUGUGAUGUUUGUAAAAAGUGUUUUGCUGAGGCAAGAAGGCGAGAUAUUCAUAUGAGAAUACAUACUGGAGAGAAACCUUAUAAAUGUGAUGUUUGUAAAAAGUGUUUUGCUGUGGCAAGAAGACGAGAUAUUCAUAUGAGAAUACAUACUGGAAAGAAACCUUAUAAAUGUGAUGUUUGUAAAAUGUGUUUUUCUCAAGAAAGUGGUAUUAAUAGCCACAUGAAAACACAUACUGGAGAGGAACAUUAA
Lottia gigantea (owl limpet) is the source of this 1560-nucleotide messenger RNA. RefSeq lists its product as hypothetical. The record is from RefSeq and is a predicted model, not a curated record. Bases 1 to 1560 code for a protein of 519 amino acids. Lineage: Eukaryota; Metazoa; Mollusca; Gastropoda; Lottiidae. The transcript has 2 exons.